Peronospora matthiolae is the source of this 846-nucleotide messenger RNA. The record is from the annotation of a GenBank genome assembly. NCBI's taxonomy places the organism in Eukaryota, Oomycota, Peronosporomycetes, Peronosporales, Peronosporaceae.
AUGAUCAACACGGGGGUAAAAAGAGGAGCGAUGCUGCUAUCGGUGCUGCUCAUGACGGCGUUGCUCGCACCUUUGGCGUCUGCUGCCCCUCACGAAGUGGAAGAAAACGAAUUUUAUGAAGAGCUCAGCCGCGAGUCAGAGGACGAGCACGGACUUCCAGUGGAGAUGGAGAUGAUCCAACACCUAAAGUUUGAACUGGAGCACCAACUUAGUGCAGACGCGCCAUUUACGUCCCGUGGAGUCGUCGAGAUCGUAUCGAGGACGUCGUCUCUCAAGCCCCAAGUCUCGUUCUCGAUGAUGUCGACGCUGAGCAGCGAAGACGUGGCAAAGCUCGACAUGCUGCUACGUCAGGGUCACCACUAUAUCGUGCGUGCCAAGGCGGAUCCACAUGACCCGGCGUCGCCCUAUGCGAUGACGUCUGUACCCAUGUGUAUGCUGGCAGCCACGCAGAUGCGCGAACACUUUGCGUUCCACUUGUCAGACAAUGGCAAGCUCGUGGCUAUCGAGUACCUCACUCCGUACUUGGAACCAGAGACGUGUGCUGUGUACCAGACGCGAAGUCUGUCGGACGUGAGCCUGGACCCGGUUGGCACGGUCUUGAAACCUCAGCACGGUCCUUCACCUCCCAAGACAGUUGUGAUCAAGCACGACCGCGCUCCUCAGGGCGUCAAGCCGGUGAGAAACGAGGAUGCCAAUACUGAAGUCGAACCGGAGAGUCAGUCGUUUCUUCGCAAAUACUGGUAUGUCAUUCUGCCUAUGGUCGUGAUGAGCUUGUUUGGUGGCAAUGGAGGCGACGCUCCUGCAGGUGGCGCUCCUGCUCCCGCUGCAGCCGGAAGGCGUCGAUAG